Messenger RNA from Durusdinium trenchii, 2211 nucleotides. Lineage: Eukaryota; Dinophyceae; Suessiales; Symbiodiniaceae. The record is from the annotation of a GenBank genome assembly.
AUGCUUCCAUUGCUCCUCACGCUGCUCGUGCUCUAUGGCGCCAGCGGAUUUCAUGCCUGUCCGCCUGCGGACUCCGCCUGUGUGGCAGAGGUCCGAAGCUCGGCCUGGAGGCUCUGGGCAGAAGUGGACAAGGCCUUGUCUCAGCGGAUCUAUGAGCUCUUGACGAUCUAUGAUUGGAUCCCGAAAGAGGAGCUGCACUCGCGCCAGAAGGCGCUUCAAGGACUUGAGGCCAUGGAAGUGGCGAAGCAACUCCUGUGCGCGGCCAGCUUCGUGCGCUGCGAUCCAGAAGGAGUGAAUCAUGGGGUGAAGCUGCUUCAAAUGGAUCUGUCAGAGAGAGAAGCAGCUCAGCGGGCGGAAGAGGCGUGCACCGCGGAUGUAUCCGCUGUGGACUGGCUAGGCAAGUGCAGCUUUGCAAUCUGGGACUGGGCCGAUGCCGAGUAUUUCAUCUCAGCGAAGGAUUUUAUGUCCAACUCAGAUGAACCUCAGACUUCUGAAGAGUCCGAUCGAUUGAACUUAAGAAAGACAGAUGCCAAUGCGGGAUACGCCGCAGUGGUUUAUCCACCCUCCCUGAGCCCUGGACAUAUUUGUCAGACAAGCCUCACUCCCAUGAGCCCGAGCCCUGGUGAGUCAAAGGCUUCGCAACCCAUCUUCGGAGGCGAAGCCUUUGGUGAUGUUGCCUGGGUGGAUGUGUCCAACCUGCGAACGCGUCACUUGAGUUCCAUCAGUCUCCUGGAAGUGUUGGAAAACGGCAAAGCCUUUCAGGAGCGCCAUCCCUUUGGCCUGUCUCGCUUUGCCAUCAAUCUGGGAGGUGGAGAUGGUGGGUGCCGCGUGGGGCAUGGGCUAGAUCCGGUGAAUUGCUUCUUUGUGCAGGGCUUUGGUGGUGUGGUCUUCGAGGCCAAUCAGUCCUUGGAGGAGGAGCUUCAGAGCUCCUUGGGGCACUUCACACCCGACGUUCAAAUCGUCAUGGAAGCGGCACAGGCGGAGACGAUUUCCCAGCGUUUGUUGAUCGCUAUGGCACAACGACCUGGGCGUUGGGUGGAAAAGGAUGAGGUCGACAUCAUCAAAGUGGAUGUAGAUGGUUUGGAUUGUCAUUUAGUGCAGGCACUCACUUUGUCUGGAUGGAGGCCAAAAGUAUGGCAUGUGGAGAUUAACCCACUCUUUCCUCCCAACAUUUCCCUUUGGCCUUCCGGUUCCAGCUUGGGAGUCGAGACGACCAUCAAGCGAGAUUUGACUUCGGCCUUCUCUCGCAGGAACGAGCGCGAGCAUACCAAGCAAGCCUUGGUAGGAUGUUCUUUGCAAGCACUGCUGGAUGCUGCUGGCUCCGAAUACAGCCUUCUCCACGUUGAAUUCGAGAACGCAGUUUUGGUUCGCAAAGACAUUUCAGAAGCGCUGGAACCAUGGUUAUCUUCGCGCAGCGUAGUUCAGAAGUGGAGGGACGGCUACUUUUGCCAUCCGAUUGCUCGCGUGCGAUUGCCGCAUGAUCAUGAUGAGGACUCACUUUUCCUGCACUACGACUUCAGGCGCUGGGGAGACCCAAGCCUCUCAGGAGAGGAUUUAUUGCAGCUUGUACAGGCCUUCCUGCAGCAGUUCGUGGAAGAUCACACAUACAGCUUCAAGGCACCACAGAUGACGAGCCAUCCACCAAAGUUUGAAGUACUUCCUGUUCAUCAGCCAAGCACCGCCAAGGACCUCAACUGCGACUCGAAAAGAAGAUACAUUUUUCAGUGGCCAAUCAUCCUUACCAACAUUCAAAGUCUCCUGUCAUCAUGGACCUCAGGUCGAGGAGAUGUGGAGGUGGUCUUGGCCAAUAUGGUCGAGGACUUUAUCGGCACCUUGAACCUCGACCGAGCGUGGCCGAUCUUUAAGACCGUGGCCUCCGGGGAGUGCCCACUUGGUGGUCUGGCAAUUGCCAUUGCGAUGCGGUGGCGAUGCCUCUCCAACUUUUGGAAGGAGAAUCCUCUUUUCCCGCACACGGAGGAAUUCUUUCAUGCCAUGGAUCGACAACUCCCACUGAUCCUUCGCAAGCCCAAGAAGUUUGAAAAGUCGGUCUUUGUUGCCCCGCUGGGAUGUGAGAACUUGCUGCUUCGCUACAUCCAGGCUGGCUUGCGGCGCUUUGAUCUUCAAGCUAUGCUAGACUCAAGAUGGCCCAUUUUUGAGCUGUUGAGUUCAAUGCAUUCAUGGAGCGAAAAGUGGCCUCGUGGAUAUCCCUGA